CUUAAAACAUUAAGCCCAGCAUGGUUUCCACAACUGGCCUAUAAAUCAAAACCCAUCUCAACUGCAAACUCCAAGCAGCCUCAGAACUAUGUUUGGCUAGUUCAUUUCAAUUUUGAAAAUUAAAUCAAGAUGAAGAUGACAAUCUUUGCAUCAGUAUUGAUCAUAGUUAUGAUUGGUUUAGCCUCAACCAUGGCCCCUGUAGUGGCAUAUAGAAGUACAGAGUAUAUUUCCUCUCUCCAAAAGGCUCCAUAUACUUAUAUUCCUAAAGUUCCUGGUCACGGUAUGCCUGGUAAACCUGGAAGCAGCACACCGGGGAGUGGAAGCUGCCCUAUAGAUGCAUUAAAACUGGGAGCUUGUGUUGAUUUGCUUGGAGGAUUGGUGCACGUAGGAGCUGGUGACCCAGUUGUGAACAAGUGCUGCCCGCUUUUGAAAGGCAUUGCAGAACUAGAGGCAGCCCUGUGCUUGUGUACAACAAUUCGGGCUAAGCUCCUCAAUCUUAACAUCAUCCUUCCUCUUGCUCUUGAGCUUUUUGUUCAGUGUGAAAUGACUCCACCUGCUGGAUUUACAUGCCCAUCUGCUCAUUAAGAUAUUUGUGUUCUCUCUACUAUAUUGUAUUGUGAAACAUAUCUCCAAGCUGCUAUGGUCUGUUUCUAAGAUCACUGUCAUUAAACUUUAAA
Messenger RNA from Cryptomeria japonica (Japanese cedar), 677 nucleotides. Its product is annotated as 36.4 kDa proline-rich protein-like. The transcript has a single exon. NCBI's taxonomy places the organism in Eukaryota, Viridiplantae, Streptophyta, Pinopsida, Cupressales, Cupressaceae. The coding region runs from base 130 to 585 and encodes 151 amino acids. The record is from RefSeq and is a predicted model, not a curated record.